ACGAAAGAGACACAGAGAGAGAGAUUGAAAGAAGAAACCUUAAAAAAGCUUCUCCUUCCAGAGGCUAAGGAGAGAUUCACAUUCACACAACGUGUUUAGGUCAUCUAAAGUUUCAACAUUCAAUCUCUCUCUAACCAUUCAUGUCGGUUUCUCGUCUUUUUCAACAAACAUAUUCAUUGAAAGAUUUGAAUGGGUUUUCAUUAAAUCUCUGAAAUUAAUGGAAAUAGCUCAUUCAUUUGAGGUUUAUAAUUGAUUUUUACAAUCUGGGUUGUAAUUAGAAUUCUGAAUCAGUGAAUGUAUAAGAUUGUAAUUGAAAAUUAUUAUGAUCUAGUCAUUGAGAAUCUUUCUUCUAAUUGGUUUCUGAGUGAUUUAAUGUUAUUAAUUGAAACUAAAAAAGGUUCUUACUUUUGUCUCCCGAGAGAUCGAUGGGAUAAAGAAUUUGCUAAAUUACAGACUGGGUGAAUUCGAAUUCUGAUUGAUUUUUUGGAUUUGAAUUUGGAUUGAGUUUUUUGUUUUUUUGAGUCAGUAAUUUUUUUGAAAGAUGGGUUCUUCUCAAGGAUCUACUACUUUGGGUGUUAAGGAAUUGAAAAGGGAAGUUUAUUUCAUUGAUUCUUUACCUGUUUAUGUUAAAGAAUUGAUUGCUGGUGGAUGUGCUGGAGCUUUUGCUAAAACUGCAGUUGCUCCAUUAGAAAGGAUUAAGAUACUAUUGCAGACUAGAACUGAAGGAUAUCAUUCAAUUGGAGUUUGGCAAUCGUUGAAGAAGUUACUAAAACAGGAAGGUGUUCGCGGAUUCUACAAAGGAAAUGGUGCUAGCGUUCUUCGGAUUGUUCCCUAUGCGGCAUUGCACUUUAUGACUUAUGAGCAAUACCGAUGUUGGAUCUUGAAUAACUACUCUGCAUUGGGAACAGGACCUAUCGUUGAUCUGGUUGCUGGUUCAGUAGCUGGAGGGACAGCAGUCUUAGUAACCUACCCUCUAGAUUUAGCUCGAACAAAACUUGCUUACCAGGUUCUGGGUAGAAGAGGUGGUAGUUUUGGAAAUGGUAUGAGCAGUUCCCAAUCGCUGCCAGCAUAUAGUGGGAUAAGAGAUUUCUUUAAGAGUGUUUACAGAGAAGGCGGGGCUCGUUCCUUGUACCGUGGAAUAGGUCCAACACUCAUUGGAAUCCUUCCAUAUGCUGGUUUGAAGUUCUACGUAUAUGAGGAACUUAAGAGGCAUGUUCCUGAAGAACAACAGAAAUCUGUAAUGAUGCGCCUCUCUUGCGGGGCUUUAGCAGGACUAUUUGGUCAAACCUUCACAUACCCGCUAGAUGUUGUUAGGAGACAAAUGCAGGUUCAAACAAUGCAACCGUCAAAUCAUCUAGGUGAUCCUAGGUACAGGACCACAAUGCAAGGACUGACCUCCAUCAUUCGCGAUCAAGGAUGUAAACAGUUAUUUGCUGGAUUAAGCAUCAAUUAUGUGAAGAUUGUUCCAUCCGUUGCUAUUGGUUUCACGGCAUAUGACAUGAUGAAGUCGUAUUUAAGGGUACCACCUCGGCAAAAAGCUCCAUCUGCAUCCGCUGGAUGAAUCAAAACUAAGCCUUUUUAUGAAUUGGCAUACAAAACCAGCUUUAGACACAACCAUUCAGAGGAUCCCUUUCCAGAGAAAAACCCCAUGUUUGCCAUCGAGUUGAUUCAGAUUGGGCGAGAAGGACUCCUUGGGACCAGAAGUGCAUUUAGUAAAGAUGAUAUUUGUACUCCUUUGUGAGAUAUUUUGAAGUGACAAUGACUGGAGUUAUGUAAGUAAAUUGGGAUCCUAUUUAAAUUAGAUGUCUCGACAAGAAUACCCUUCAAUUGCUAGUUUCGUUCCUGCAGAUUAUACUUUGUAACUUCAAUACUCUGAAUGCAUUUGAAUUUAACAAAAUUUCU
Papaver somniferum (opium poppy) is the source of this 1902-nucleotide messenger RNA. RefSeq names its product mitochondrial carrier protein CoAc1-like. The transcript has 7 exons. The record is from RefSeq and is a predicted model, not a curated record. Gene Ontology annotation, biological process: transmembrane transport. NCBI's taxonomy places the organism in Eukaryota, Viridiplantae, Streptophyta, Magnoliopsida, Ranunculales, Papaveraceae. The coding region runs from base 542 to 1561 and encodes 339 amino acids.